AACCAAGGUUGCCCCAUCGCUACGAUUCGUCACAACUCUAUUACAAACAAAGUGCGUCAGUGCAACAAAGAAAGAAUUUCAAUAAAAAACUUAUCCAAACAAAGUAUAGUAAUACCUUAAAUAUGGGCGCUGCAUUGGGCCUUUGUUCAGCGGCGCAGUGCGCGCUCUGCUGCACGGGCACUGCGGCCAGCAUGUGCUGCUCCGCCUGUCCCACUUGCAAGAACUCCUCCUCGUCCCGUUUCAUGUACGCCUUCAUGUUGCUGGUGGGCACAGUGCUGGGAGCGAUUGCACUCUCGCCGGGAUUACAGGGUACUCUGAAGAAGUUACCCUUUUGUGUGAACUCCACAUCGACGUAUAGCUCCAAGGCCAUAGACACCUUCUCCGGGGGAUCUAUGCAGGUGGAUUGUGAGUACGCCUUGGGUUAUAUGGCCGUUUAUCGCCUCUGUUUUGGACUCGCCUGUUUCUUUGCCCUCAUGGCCGUGAUUAUGCUGGGAGUGAAGAGCUCUCGAGAUCCUCGUUCGCAUAUUCAAAAUGAAUUUUGGCCCUUGAAAUUCCUGAUUUGCUUUGGCGCCUCCAUUGCGGCUAUUUUCAUACCGGAUGGUUCCUUUGGUCCGGCCAUGAUGUGGGUUGGACUCGUUGGCGGCUUGGCUUUCAUCCUUGUCCAACUCAUCAUCAUUGUGGACUUUGCACACAGCGUGUCUGAGAAUUGGAUUGAAAAUGCGGAGAAUAAUCGUGGUUAUUAUUAUGCUCUGGCUGGCGUCACUUUACUUGGAUACAUUGCUUCCCUAACCGGCAUUACUUUGCUCUACAUCUACUUUACUACAUCCACUGGUUGCGGCAUCAACAAGUUCUUCAUCUCCAUCAAUCUGAUCUUCUGCUUGAUCGUCAGCGUGUUGUCCGUGUUGCCAAUGGUGCAGGAGCGUCUUCCCCACUCGGGAUUGCUACAAAGCUCGCUGGUCACACUCUACACUGUCUACUUGACCUGGUCCGCAGUGGCCAACAAUCCGGAGAAGGCCUGCAAUCCGGGCAUGUUUGGCGGGGACGGUUAUGGCAAUGUCACCAGCACAAUUGCACCACCGACCCACAACUCCAAGGUCACCUUUGAUGCUACCAACAUAAUUGGCCUCGUUGUUUGGCUGCUCUGCAUUCUGUACAAUUGCUUUAGCUCCGCCGUGGAAGUGUCCAAGAUUAAUAAUGACAACAGCGAGAAACGUGUUUUAACAGAAGCUCUAUCAGACACAGAGACGGGACACGUCGAGGGAAAACCCACCACGGACAAUGAAACCGAAGGCGUCACCUACAGUUGGACCGCAUUCCACACUGUGCUCAUUUGCGCUUCUUUGUAUGUAAUGAUGACGUUGACCAACUGGUAUAAGCCCAAUUCGGAUAUAGAAUUGAUCAAUACCAACGAGGCUUCCAUGUGGGUCAAAAUCGUAUCCAGCUGGUUGGGCAUCUUCAUCUAUGGCUGGAGCCUCGUCGCACCCAUUGUGCUAUCCAAUCGCGACUUUAGUUAAACAGCGAGCGAGUAACAUAUAAAAAAAUUUCAACCAAAUAUCAAUAUAUAUAAAAACUAAUACAUAAUUAAUGGAAAAUGUCGAAAGAUCUAAAUGCCAAAUUGGAUUUUGCGAGCGGUGCUUAAGCGAAUGUUUUUGCCAUGGUUUAAAUAUUCUCAACAAAACAACAGUUUAAGUUUAUUAACUAUAUAUUAUAUAUACUAUAUACAAAUACGUAUUAUCAUACAUAAUCGAACGAUCAAAACUAUCGUAAUGUCUCCUUCCUUGAAUUAAAUAAAAUGUAGUCAGAGUUGACGCUUUCGCGUUGACUCCACAA
Messenger RNA from Drosophila innubila, 1830 nucleotides. RefSeq names its product serine incorporator 1 (gene TMS1). The record is from RefSeq and is a predicted model, not a curated record. Gene Ontology annotation, cellular component: membrane. The transcript has 7 exons. NCBI's taxonomy places the organism in Eukaryota, Metazoa, Arthropoda, Insecta, Diptera, Drosophilidae. Bases 123 to 1514 code for a protein of 463 amino acids.